Messenger RNA from Ipomoea nil (Japanese morning glory), 2074 nucleotides. RefSeq names its product ketol-acid reductoisomerase, chloroplastic-like. Lineage: Eukaryota; Viridiplantae; Streptophyta; Magnoliopsida; Solanales; Convolvulaceae. Gene Ontology annotation, cellular component: chloroplast; mitochondrion. Gene Ontology annotation, molecular function: ketol-acid reductoisomerase activity. The coding region runs from base 98 to 1876 and encodes 592 amino acids. Gene Ontology annotation, biological process: L-valine biosynthetic process. The record is from RefSeq and is a predicted model, not a curated record. The transcript is spliced from 10 exons.
ACCGUAUAUAAAAGUGAUAACAUCACCCAAUUCAGAAACCCUUCUGUUAACACUUACCACUUUCUUUCUCUCCUUGAGUUUUAUCGCUUACGGUCCAAUGUCGGUGGCGGCGCCAACUUCCUUCUCCAUCACUUCCUCCGCCGCCUCUUCCAAAACCCUAAAGCCAUCCACCAGAGCCCUGCCGCACACUCUCGGCUUCCUUUCCACUUCCAGCGCUUCGCUCAAGCCGCUCCGAGCUCGGAUUCUUCAGUCCUCUGGCACGGCCACCGGCUCCGCCAUGGCGUCCGUCAUGGUCUCCGCUCCCAUCGCCACCAAGUCCCCGGCUUUGCUCGAUUUCGAGACAUCCGUGUUUAAGAAGGAGAAAGUGUCCCUGGCUGGCCACGAUGAGUAUAUUGUGAGAGGUGGGAGGGAUUUGUUUAAGCUGUUGCCUGAUGCUUUUAAGGGUAUCAAGCAGAUCGGAGUUAUUGGUUGGGGUUCACAGGGACCUGCACAAGCACAGAAUUUGAGGGAUUCUCUUGUAGAAGCAAAAUCUGAUAUCGUUGUUAAGAUUGGUUUGAGGAAGGGUUCUCGCUCCUUUAACGAGGCCCGUGCAGCUGGAUUUACUGAAGAGAAUGGAACCUUAGGAGACAUAUGGGAGACUGUUGCAGGGAGUGAUCUGGUUCUGCUCUUAAUUUCAGACGCAGCUCAGGCCGAUAAUUAUGAGAAGGUAUUUUCACACAUGAAGCCAAAUAGCAUACUUGGGCUGUCGCAUGGUUUCCUUCUUGGUCAUUUACAGUCAAUGGGUCUUGACUUCCCUAAGAACAUUAGUGUUAUCGCCGUAUGCCCGAAAGGAAUGGGCCCUUCAGUAAGGAGAUUGUAUGUGCAAGGAAAAGAAGUCAAUGGUGCCGGAAUUAAUUCAAGCUUUGGAGUUCAUCAGGAUAUUGAUGGUAGGGCAACAGAUGUCGCUCUUGGGUGGUCAGUUGCUCUUGGUUCGCCUUUUACAUUUGCGACUACUCUAGAGCAGGAGUAUAAGAGUGACAUAUUUGGUGAACGAGGCAUUUUGCUGGGCGCUGUUCACGGCAUUGUGGAGUCGCUAUUUAGAAGGUACACCGAAAAUGGUAUGGCUGAGGAUGAUGCAUAUAAGAAUACCGUAGAGUGCAUUACAGGAAUUAUUUCAAAAACCAUUUCAACACAGGGCAUGUUGGCUGUGUACAAUUCAUUGACCGAGGAUGGAAAGAAGGCAUUUGAAGCUGCAUACAGUGCUUCGUAUUACCCUUGCAUGGACAUCUUGUAUGAGUGCUAUGAAGAUGUAGCUGCUGGCAGUGAAAUCCGGAGCGUUGUUCUUGCUGGACGUCGCUUCUAUGAAAAGGAGGGUCUGCCAGCUUUCCCAAUGGGUAAAAUUGACCAGACGAGGAUGUGGAAAGUUGGUCAGCGUGUACGAUCAGUUCGACCAGCCGGUGACCUUGGUCCUUUGUAUCCUUUCACCGCAGGUGUAUACGUGGCACUUAUGAUGGCUCAGAUUGAGGUUCUGAGGAAGAAAGGGCAUUCGUACUCUGAGAUCAUAAACGAGAGUGUGAUCGAGUCUGUGGAUUCACUAAACCCAUUCAUGCAUGCACGUGGGGUCUCAUUCAUGGUCGACAAUUGUUCCACAACAGCACGUCUUGGAUCAAGGAAGUGGGCGCCUAGAUUCGACUACAUUCUCACCCAGCAAGCACUUGUUGCCGUCGACAAUGGUACUCCUAUCAACAGGGACCUCAUCGGUAACUUCCUCUCAGACCCCGUACAUGGAGCAAUCGAAGUGUGCGCCCAGUUGAGACCCUCCGUCGAUAUCUCAGUGCCCCAAGAUGGCCAAGAUGCUGAUUUUGUGCGUCCAGAAUUGCGGCAGUCCAGCAACUGAGGUCUUCGAAGACCCCAACCGCCACCUUAGCGAGCUAGAUUCGUGAGUAAAGUUUGAGUCGGAACUAUUGUCUUUUAGGUUGUUAUUAUACAAUCGUACUUAUCCCCUGCUUGAACAUGAACAAUGUUUGCUAUUAUCAGACUUUAGUUUUGCUAUUAUCAGUAAUAAAUAAUCUUGCUCUGGACUGUUUUAUUACAU